Molecule: messenger RNA, 807 nt
Organism: Rodentolepis nana
Lineage: Eukaryota; Metazoa; Platyhelminthes; Cestoda; Cyclophyllidea; Hymenolepididae
Source: the annotation of a GenBank genome assembly
AUGGAACGCUUUAUUAGAGGAAGCCUUUAUGGAAGUGUAUUUGGUGAUGCUUGUGGGGCACCAUUUGAGUUGAGAUUGGAAGUGGCACUUAAGGAUGUGUUGAAAUUUUUUAAUAAGAGAUUUUCAGGAAAAAAGGUUGGCAUUUUAAAUUACACGGAUGAUUCUGAAAUGGCACUAUGUAUUUGUGAGUCUUUGAAAAGAUCAAAUGGGUUCAAUGCAUCCGAUUUGGCUAAGACAUUUUAUGAUGCGUACGAUUGUUCGCCUCAAUGCCGUCUUUAUGGUGGUUCUAUUGGAGGUUUGUUCGGAAAAAUGAAGGCGAAGAAUUUCGUCAAUCCAUCUUCAAUCGCAGCCGCUCAGUUUAACGGCAGUGGAUCGUAUGGAAAUGGUGGUGGUAUGCGGGUUACUCCUGCUGCUAUCUAUGGCCUUAAACUCGGUACUGAUGAGUUCAAUAAGUUAAUAUGCGAUGUUACUUCAAUCACGCAUACCAACCCACUAGCGCUCUAUGGGGCUCUACUUCAGGCCCAUGCGAUUAGAAGAAUAAUUACACUUUCCGCCAAAUAUGGUGCCGGCUUUAAAAUCGAUACGGGCUUAUUGAUUGGCGGUCUCGUAGAGGACCUUACAAAUGCGGAUCUCUCAGCGUAUGCCUUUGGACGCCCGUCCAACUUUCAUAAGAAUGCGCUUCAACAUUUUCGUGAAAAGAUCUCUACUGUUCAGGAAUUUAUCAGCCGAGACCACCGCCCAAGUGUUGGCGAGGUUGUUUCUAAAUUAGGUAAGCUGCUUGAGUUCACUAGAACAUUACAAUAUUAA